AUGUCCUGCCUCUCUUCUCGCAUGGGAAGCCGCUAUGCAGUCGGCGCCUUCAGCUGCGCCUCUGCCUGCGGGCCUCGGCCAGGCCGCUGCUGCAUCACCGCCGCCCCCUACCGCGGCAUCUCCUGCUACCGCGGCCUCACAGGCGGCUUCGGAAGCCGCAGCGUCUGCGGGGCCUUCCACACAGGCGCCUAUGGACGCAGCUUCGGAUACCGCUCCGGAGGCGUGUGCGGCCCCAGCCCGCCCUGCAUCACCAGCGUGUCGGUCAACGAGAGCCUCCUCACACCCCUCAACCUGGAGAUCGACCCCAAUGCACAGUGCGUGAAGCACGAGGAGAAGGAGCAGAUCAAGUGCCUCAACAGCAGGUUCGCUGCCUUCAUCGACAAGGUGCGCUUCCUGGAGCAGCAGAACAAGCUGCUAGAGACCAAGUUGAAGUUCUGCCAGGACCGUGAGAACCACCAGAGCUACCUGGACCCACUACUUGAGGAUUACAUCCUGACACUGAGGUGGAAGGUCGAGGAGGUGGAGGCUGACGGCAGGAAGUUGACCUCAGAGUUCAACCACCUGCAGGAGAAGCUGGAGGGUUACAAGAAGAAGUAUGAAGAGGAAGUACACCUCAAGCGCACUGCAGAGAAUGAAUUUCUGGCCCUGAAGAAGGAUGUGGACAACAGCUAUCUGCAUAAGUCUGACCUGGAGUGCAAUGAACAUGUGCUGCUGGAGGAGAUUAACUUCCUGCGGCAACUAUACGAGGAGGAACUCCGCGUUCUCUCUUCCCAUAACUCAGAUACCUCAGUCACCAUCAGGAUGGACAACAGCCGGCGCCUGAACAUGGACAACAUAGUGGCUGAGACCAGGGCUCAGUACAAUGACAUUGCAAUGCGCAGCCGGGCAGAGGCCGAGUCUUGGUACUGCACCAGGUGUGAGGAAAUGAAGGCCAAAGUGAACGAAUACAGGGAAACAAUGAUGCAUCACUCCAAGGAGGAGAUCAGUGAGCUGAACCACAUCAUCAAAAAGCUGACAGCUGAGAUCGAGAACACCAAGUCCAAGAACACCAAACUGGAGACUGCAGUGACCCAGUCUGAGCAGCAGGGCGAGGUGACCCUCAAUGAUGCCAAGUGCAAGCUGACCAGGCUGGAGGAGGCCUUGCAGAAGGCCACGCAGGACAUGGCCUGCCUGCUCAAGGAGUACCAGGAAGUGAUGAACUCCAAGCUGGGCCUGGACAUCGAGAUCGCCACCUAUAGGCGCCUGCUGGAGGGCGAGGAGCAGAGGUUGUGUGAGGGCAUUGGUCCUGUGAGUGUCCAUGUCAGCAGCUCCCAGAGCAGAGUCCUGUGUGGGAACCCGUGCAUGCCAGGCUCCCAGCCUGUGACAGGCAGUGUCUGCAGUGCCCAGUGCAGCAGGAAGAAAGCGGCCGCGGGUACCUCCUUGUGUGCGCCCUGUGGCCAGAGCUGCAGCAGCAGCCGCUCUGUGCGCUUCACAUAGAUUUUGCCAGUGAGCCACAGUCCCUGCAUCCGACACAGAGCUCCAAAAGCCUGGGACAUGAGGAGGAAGGGCUACAAGCACAGCAACCUAAUUCAUCCCACACUACUGCGUAUCACAUUCUCAACUCCCCCUGUGCACUUGUUUCUUGGUCUCUUUCAAGGAGGGCCAAGCUUGAGCCUGCAUCUCAACCACAGAUGUCUCAGUGACGGGUUUCCUUGCCACCCUGGGCAAAGACCCAGUCCCAGCUCAGGCCGCUGAUGGGGCUUGGACAUCUGUGGCUUCUGAGGGACAGACAGGCUCCAGAGUCCCCUGUAUGCUCUACCUCCCUCCCUGCUUCAAAACCCAGCUUUGAUGACCUGCAUUUAGGCUCCUACUGGACUGGCCUUCUAUGGUUGCCUUGCUUCCUCUCAUCCUUCACACUUGGUCUCCAGGUUUCCAAUAAAGCUCACAGUCAUGUGUAACA
This is a messenger RNA of Cavia porcellus (domestic guinea pig), 1939 nucleotides long. Its product is annotated as keratin, type II microfibrillar, component 7C-like. Gene Ontology annotation, cellular component: keratin filament. NCBI's taxonomy places the organism in Eukaryota, Metazoa, Chordata, Mammalia, Rodentia, Caviidae. Gene Ontology annotation, biological process: keratinization; intermediate filament organization. The coding region runs from base 1 to 1476 and encodes 491 amino acids. Gene Ontology annotation, molecular function: structural constituent of skin epidermis. The record is from RefSeq and is a predicted model, not a curated record. The transcript has 9 exons.